This is a messenger RNA of Adineta steineri, 1425 nucleotides long. Lineage: Eukaryota; Metazoa; Rotifera; Eurotatoria; Adinetida; Adinetidae. The record is from the annotation of a GenBank genome assembly.
AUGGCAAUGGCAAACAAUAAAGCACACUGUUUUACAUGCAAAAAAGAAAAAAUAACAUAUCCUUGUAGAGGAUGUUCAAAAGAAUUUUGUUUAAUACAUUUACCAGAACAUCAACAAAUGUUAAAUGAUGAAUUAAAUCAUAUUAUUAAUGAUUAUGACCAAUUUAAACAAAAAAUUAAUGAACAAAAACAAAAUCCACAAAAUCUACAAAAGCAUUCAUUAAUAAAACAAAUUAAUCAAUGGGAAACAAAUUCAAUUGAAAUAAUUCAACAAAAAGCACAAAAUUGUAGAGAAAUCGUCAUUAAAUCUUUACAAAUAAUUAUUUACGAUACUGAAAAGAAAUUUAAUGAUUUAUCUACACAAAUAAAACAAAUUUAUAAAGAAAAUGAAUUUAAUGAAAUUAAUUUAAAUUAUUUAAAAAACCAGUUAGUAGAAAUUACACAAGAAUUAAAUAACCCAUCAGAUAUUUCUAUAGAACAAGAUUCACAAUCAUUUAUCAAUGAAAUUUCAAUUAUUUCAUCAAAAAAACCAAAAUUUAAUAGAUGGAAACAAAAUGCUAUCACUGUGGCUGGUGGACAUCGAGAAGGACAAGAAUUAAAUCAACUCAAGGGCCCUUAUGGGAUCUUUAUUGAUAAGAAGAAAAAUAUUUUCAUUGUUGAUACUUCGAAUCAUCGUAUUGUUGAAUGGAAACAUAAUGCAACAGAAGGACAUAUCAUUGCAGGUGGAAAUAAACAAGGAAAUCGAGUAGAACAAUUGGAUCGACCAACAGAUGUGAUUGUUGAUCAACAAAAUCAUUCGAUCAUCAUCGCUGAUUGUGGGAACAGACGAGUGAUUCAAUGGUUGAAUCAAAAUCAACAAAUUCUUAUUGAAAAUAUUGACUGUUGGGGCUUGGUAAUGGAUAAACAUGGAUUUCUCUAUGUUUCUGAUUGGAGGAAGAAUGAAGUGAGACGAUGGAAAAUAGGAGAAUAUGACAAUGAAGGAAUUGUAGUGGCAGGUGGAAAUGGGCACGGAGAUCAACUCAAUCAACUCAAUUUUCCUACUUUUAUCUUUGUUGAUGAAGAACAAUCUGUUUAUGUCUCAGAUCGAAGCAAUCAUCGUGUGAUGAAAUGGAGAAAAUAUACAAAAGAAGGCAAAAUUGUGGCUGGAGGAAAUGGUCAAGGAAAAAAUCUCAAUCAAUUAUCUGAACCUCAAGGAAUAAUUGUUGAUGAUUUGGAUUAUAUCUAUGUGGCAGAUUUGUGGAAUCAUCGAGUAAUGCGUUGGUAUGAAGGAAAAGAAGAAGGUGAAACUGUAGUUGGUGGAAAUGGAAGGGGAAAUCAACCAAAUCAAUUGAAUCAUCCCCGUGGUUUAUCUUUUGACAAUGAAAGAAAUCUUUGUGUUGCGGAUUUGGCAAAUCAUCGAAUUGGAAAAUUUGAAAUAAUUCAGUGA